AUGACAACAAACGGCCUCCCCAUCCGCGUCCUCCCAACCAUCGACCCCUCCGCGGGGCCAACACACCCCUUUAGUACCCCCAGCAAGAAAAUCCACGAAUCCAACGACGUCUCCUCCUUCCUAACAAGCCAAGCCUAUGUCGACAUAAUGACCUUCCUCCUGCAACUCAACCGCUCCAUGUUCCCGCUCAAAAGCCCCGACACAAGCAUCCAGGCCUGGGAAUUGAACUGCGAGGCUGUCGAGUUCUCGGCCCCCGUGCGACAACUACAGCAGUUGUUGGCGAAGCUCGAGGAGAUGCUGGAGAAGGCGCCGCCGGAUCAGGGGCCGAGAAGAUUUGGGAAUGUGGCGUUUCGGAGGUGGUUUCAGAUUGUGGAGGGGAGGGCAGAUGAGUUGUUGGAGGGGUGUCUUGCGCCAGAGGUAUUAGAGCAGGGUAAGGGUGGGAGUGGAGAUGGGGUGACGGCGAAGGAGGAGUUGAAGGCGUAUUUUCUGGGGAGUUGGGGUAGUGCGCAGAGGUUGGAUUAUGGAACGGGACAUGAGUUAAGCUUUCUGGCGUUUCUUGGGGGGAUUUGGAAGUUGAAUGGGUUUCCGAGAACUGCUCCGGGAGUUGAGGAGAGGGCUAUUGUUCUAGGGGUUGUGCAGCCGUAUCUCGAGCUCAUCCGGACCAUUAUCAAACGAUACACCCUAGAACCAGCAGGCUCACAUGGAGUAUGGGGUCUAGACGACCACUCAUUCUUACCCUACAUCUUCGGAGCUGCCCAAUUCGCCCCUGCGAUGACAGACUCCGAGCCGUUGCCUGAAGAAGGCUCGCUACCAGAUGCACCAGACCCAGGGGGCGUUGCUAAAGCGAACAUCGUCGAGAGAGAGCGCAAAACCAACAUGUACUUCUCCGCAGUGGGCUUUAUCUACGAUGUCAAACGUGGUCCAUUCUGGGAACAUAGCCCAAUGCUUUAUGAUAUUUCUGGGAUUCGAACAGGAUGGGCCAAGAUCAACAAGGGCAUGAUCAAAAUGUACAACGCAGAAGUCCUCUCCAAAUUCCCCGUCGUUCAGCACUUCCCAUUCGGCUCGCUGUUCAGCUUCGAACGCGACCCUAACGCCAUCGCACCUCAGACCCAACCUCAGUCGCAACCACCAACUGCCAGACCAGCACCCCCAUCAGCAGGGCCGGGACCAGGGACCAAAUCUCCAUGGGCCACCGCAGGAGGUACAGCAGCACCAACGGUAGCGCCGUGGGCGACAGCGAGAGUACCCCCUUCUGCCUCUUCCUCGCUCCCAGAUACGUCGAGGUUACCGCCGGGGCCGAUGGCUCCGACUAGGGCUCCGUGGGCGAAACCUGCUGGGUCUGGUGGUGAUUCUGGGGAUUUGGGGCAGACGAAGGCUCCUUGGGCGAAAUGA
Molecule: messenger RNA, 1392 nt
Organism: Aspergillus chevalieri
Lineage: Eukaryota; Fungi; Ascomycota; Eurotiomycetes; Eurotiales; Aspergillaceae
Gene: RRD1
Product: serine/threonine-protein phosphatase 2A activator
Exons: 3
Coding region: 1-1392 (463 amino acids)
Biological process (GO): mitotic spindle organization
Cellular component (GO): protein phosphatase type 2A complex; cytoplasm; nucleus
Molecular function (GO): peptidyl-prolyl cis-trans isomerase activity; protein tyrosine phosphatase activator activity
Source: RefSeq, a predicted model, not a curated record